Sordaria macrospora k-hell is the source of this 492-nucleotide messenger RNA. RefSeq lists its product as uncharacterized. NCBI's taxonomy places the organism in Eukaryota, Fungi, Ascomycota, Sordariomycetes, Sordariales, Sordariaceae. The record is from RefSeq and is a predicted model, not a curated record.
AUGAUGCACAAGACCAUCUUUCCCUUCGUGGCCUUCCUGGCUGCCCUCGUCUCGGCCCAGGAGUUCACCACCUCCAUUGUGAAGGCUUCCCGCGCCUUCGUCGAUAUCCUCUCAGCCGUCAACACUGCUAGCGCUCAUGUCAACGAGAAGCGCCAGACCGCCAGCUCCGGCACUAUCAGCGAUGUCAAUCCUCACGUCUACUUCUCUUCCUCAGUUGGAGUCCUCGGUUGCAAGAUUAACACCAACCGCGUUGCGUACUGGAGGGAGGAAGUCGACUGCGACAACAUCUGUGUCAAGCUCACCAACACCACCGCUAGCCGUUCCGUCCCCCUUCUUCGCAUUGAUCACUCCAGUGGUGCCCACGACAUCAGCUACGAUGCCUGGAAAUACCUGGCCACCGGCAACCCCGCUGCCCCUGGCACCGCCAUCACCGGAGACGCCAUGGGCGACCUCCAUUACGAAUACCUUCCUGCGGAUAACGCAAGUCCUUGA